GGAUUAUAACUCGAAAGUCGAGAAUAUAUGUCAUUAAGAAUCGUUGAGCUGCGUAAACGUCAGUGAGUGCAUUUUUAUUUGCUCAGGGUUGAAAAUACCACAAGAUAUUCUUUGUUUGUCGACGAUAGCCGAUAAGGCGUUAUUAAAUGCCCUCUCAGAUAUUCUGAGCAAAUAAGAGAAUUGGUACUAUCAGUACCACAGAUGUGAAGUACACUUAAACUGCUAUUAUGGUUACAAAGUUUGUAUUGUUGCUCUUUUGCGUUUAUCCCAUCAGUGGGAUCUCAGUGAACGAGAGGAAGCAGUGCUGCGAUUUGGGCACGAAUUUCGCCUCCGCCGGCAAUCCUUGCAAAGAUUUCAAACCGGAAUGGGCCGGGCCGAAGCUAUCCCACGAGAAAAUCUGCCUGGCGACCGCCGAUGUUUGCUGCAAAAAGGAAACCCGCGAAAAGGAAUGCCUGCAGGGCACAGUGGACGCCCAAAACGGAGUCGCCUGCCCCGCCGAAGACAGCGAUAGAAGAGUUUGUUGCGAGGCGUGCCAAUCGGGCUUGGACAGCGCGAGAGCGAAGGAGCCUUGCUCGAAUUUCGGCUUAGGCGAUCCUUACGACACCGCUUUCCAGAAAUGCUGCGAGGAGUAUUCCAAAACGGUCCCAUCAACAACCACCACCACCACUGCAAGAACCACCGCUGCUCCCAAACCCACGUCGAUCCCUUACAAUUACUUCAACACACCUGUUGAGAACAUUUGCGAUUCGGACGUGUGCGCCCAACUCUGCGAGCCGGUGGACGAUUUGCAGUUCAAGUGCGAUUGCUACAAAGGCUACACUCUGAUGGACGACGGCAUAUCCUGCAGGCCGGAGAAGAGGAUACUCAAAAAAGGCGGAAGAUGCGAGCAAAGCAAUCCUUGCGAUCAGGAUUGCGUUGAUACGGGAAUCGCAAUAAAAUGCUCGUGCCGGGAAGGAUAUGAGCUAGCGGACGACAACAGGACUUGCAAAGAUAUCGACGAAUGCGCGAGGAAUAUGCACGAUUGCAGUUCGCCUGGGGAUUGCAUUAACGAAAUCGGAACUUAUUCGUGUUACGAUUCGAUUUUGGACAACGAGACCAUCGAUUUCGAAAACAAGUGUCCCAAUGGUUACAAAUAUAAUUUUAAUAAGUUGGUUUGUGAUGAUAUCGAUGAGUGUCAGUUCGAUUUAAUUUGCGAUCCUCCAAAAACUUGUAUAAACACGCUAGGGUCUUUUGAGUGCGUUGACGAGAACGUUCCCAAAUGUCCUCCAGGGUUUCAUUACAAAGCAGCUACAGAAACUUGUACCGAUAUUGACGAGUGCAUUACUGGCAAUAACGAUUGCAACAAAGAAUCGCAAUUUUGCUUGAACACCCAUGGAAAUUACACCUGCGUCGAUAAAGCGUCGAAAAAUACUUGCCCGCCUGGUUUCAAGAAGAAUUCUAUCACCCACCUAUGCGAUGACAUAAACGAAUGCGAAGAGGAAGAUAACUUAUGCGGGGAAAACGAACUGUGUGUAAAUCAACCUGGAGGUCACACGUGCGUUGUACCUCAUACGAAACCAACGACAAAAAUUACCACCACAACUGUAAAAUCUACAACAACCAGCACACCUUCCACUACACCUACAACUAAAAAAAAAGACUGCCCUAAAGGCUACAAGUACAUGGAAGACACUCAAGUUUGCGCUGAUAUAAACGAAUGCCAAAUCGGUACGCACACGUGCGGAGUAGCCGAAAGGUGCGACAACACCAUAGGAUCCUACUACUGCUCGCGAUUCUUCGGCUGCGGCACAGGCUACACUCUAAACUACGACAACGGCCUGUGCGAAGACGACGACGAGUGCAUCUUAGGCACCCAUCACUGCAACGAGCUGGGGCCGAAUUUCAAGUGCAGGAACACGUUGGGCUCGUACCGGUGCGAGCCCGUGAGAAAAUACAACACGCACGCUACUCACACCACUCGCACGACCAAACCAACUAAACCUACGACAAAACCUACUACUACUACUACUACUACUACUACACCAAGGCAUUAUUACCCUCAGACGCCUGAUAGAAACGCCGCUGCUUAUACACCACCUCCAAACCGAACACCUGUUCACGAACCGCCUUUCGUAUCUUCUAAGGCUUAUACAGUACAAACUACUCCCAGCACUCGCCAGCAUAAUUACCCUCCAAACGUCUAUAACACUACUCCAAGAAGCAAUAAUUCUAUUAACGUAGCUGGUACUAUAUUACCUAUAGGCAGAACAACUACUUCCACUACAACAACAACAACAACAACUACUACUACUACCACCAAACGUCCUGCACCUUAUACAGAUGGUACUUUACCGUAUUACUCACCUAAAAUUCUGACAACUGUCGACGAAACCUUACCGUACUACUCCCCUAAAUCCACCACGCCUAAAACUACUGUUACUGUCGAAUCACCCACGGAGAAAACAACACCUGCGAACCCAUUCUACGAUGUAUUCCAAUACAGGAAAUGCUUACCGGGUUACAGGAUCAAUUACCGGGGAUUGUGCGAGGAUAUUAACGAAUGCGAGAGUAAUCCGUGCCGCAGAAACGAGAAAUGCGUCAAUUACAACGGGAGGUUCGAAUGCGUGCCUCCGAUGCAAUGCAAAAUCGGCUUCGAAUUAAGCGAGUCCGGAGAUUCCUGCGUCGAUGUCAACGAAUGCUCGAGGGGAAAGCACAAAUGUUUGCCAUCGCAGAUUUGCAAAAACUACCAAGGUUAUUACACUUGCGAGUGCCCUCCGGGCCAUCAUUUGAAUAAAAGAACCAACGAAUGCGAAGAUUUGGACGAGUGCAGAAUGUAUAGGCCUUGUCGCUUGUCGUCUUCGCAAUGCGUCAACUUGAAAGGAUCCUUCAGAUGCGACUGCAAAACCGGCUUCAAACGAAGAUCCGCCAAUGAAUGUGAAGACUUCGACGAGUGCGUGCAAACGCCAGAGCUCUGCGAGCAUACUUGCGUCAACACCUGGGGCUCCUACAGGUGCAGCUGCAAUCCAGGUUUCACGUUGAACACAGACAAUAGAACGUGUACGGAUAUAGAUGAAUGCGAGAGAUUUAAAGCCUUAUGCGUAGGUACUUGCAAAAAUGUUCCUGGUAGUUACGCGUGCGAAUGCCCUCCAGGGUAUAAACUAGGAAGCGAUGGAAGAACGUGCAUUGAUAUCGACGAAUGCGAGCAGAACGUUUGCCUUCAAGACGAAGUCUGCUUGAACACAAGAGGAGCGUACAAAUGUUACAGGAUAAAUUGUCCCGCUAACUACGAGAAAGAUAGGCAGCACAAAUCGCGCUGCAAAAGAAUUCAAUCGUUAUGCGACCCCAGAGACUACCAAUGCCUCCUGAUGCCCGAGCAAUACACCUACCAAUACAUCACGUUGGUGUCCAACUUACCUCUUCCCCGCGGCCACCUCAUUUUGUUCCGAAUCAAAGGGCCCGAUUGGUACUCGUCUCGGGCGGAAUUCACCUUCAAGAUACUAGACGUCGUGUGUCCACGUUCGGUCGAGAAAGUCCACGAUGGGUUCUUCACGAAAGUCAACGAGCCGUUCAAUAGCAUGGUCCUGUACUUGGUGAAGCCCAUACACGGGCCGCAGGAGAUCAAAUUGCAAAUCGAAAUGCGGCUGUUCCAGGGCAACAUCCUGAUAGGAAACGCCGUCGUUUACAUUAUUGUAGUAGUGUCCGAAUACACGUUUUAAUUUCACGUUGAAGUUUGUAAAUAUCUACUUAAACUUGUUCAUGAAUCAAUACUAAUUUUAGGGAUUGGUAAUAAUUAACGUAUACUUUUAUAAGUAAUAAAUGUUGAAAAUA
Molecule: messenger RNA, 3807 nt
Organism: Phyllotreta striolata
Lineage: Eukaryota; Metazoa; Arthropoda; Insecta; Coleoptera; Chrysomelidae
Source: the annotation of a GenBank genome assembly